Molecule: messenger RNA, 2646 nt
Organism: Exophiala bonariae
Lineage: Eukaryota; Fungi; Ascomycota; Eurotiomycetes; Chaetothyriales; Herpotrichiellaceae
Exons: 1
Coding region: 1-2646 (881 amino acids)
Biological process (GO): carbohydrate metabolic process
Source: RefSeq, a predicted model, not a curated record
AUGAUGAAGAUCUGUGAUUUGCGAAUUGAACACUAUCGCGUGCCACUGGGAAUUGGUGAGCGAAGGCCACGCAUCUCGUGGUCUUUCGAAAGGGUGGACGAAGAUUGGGUUCAACAGGGGUACGAAAUUUCAAUUCAGCGAGACGUAAACAACGAUGUUGAGAUUUUUGCAGCGGACACUGCUCAGAGCCUGUACGUUGAGUGGCCAACGAGACCGCUUCAGUCACAGGAGUCGGCAAUUCUAAGUGUACGGGCAUUGUCACAUCAGUCAAUAUGGACGGCGUGGUCUGAACCCGUCCAGAUCGAGACUGGCCUGCUAGACCCAGCAGACUGGAAAUGUUCAUUGAUACAAGCUACUGCAACAACGAAGGAAGGAGAGCCAUUGAGACCUGUUCGUUUCAGACGCGACUUUCACAUUCAAGGCCCCGUCCGCAAAGCCAGAUUGUACAUAACUGCCCAUGGUGUCUAUGAGGCGUCCAUUAAUGGAGCAAAAGUUGGCGAUCAUGUUCUCGCCCCAGGCUGGACCUCCUACGACUACGAGCUGCCAUAUCAAACCUUUGAUGUUCUUGAACUCUUGCAACCUGGAUCCAACACUAUAGGCGUGGAGGUGGCCGAGGGAUGGUUCUGUGGUCGACUGGGAUUCAUGGGAGGUCAACGCGAUAUCUGGGGUUCGAAACUCGGUAUCUUUGCCGAAAUCUGUGUCACUUACGACGAUGGACAUACUGCUGUUUUGGUCGGCACUGAUCACCAUUGGCAGUUCGGCCAUGGUCCGCUGCUCCAGGCCGAAAUCUACAAUGGUGAGAGCUUCAACGCUGCCGAGGAUGUUACUGGCUGGAACGCGCCAUCCUUUUCAGACAAGACAUGGAAGCCAGUCGUACAGGGUGACAUGAAUCUGUCCAUUCUCAAGGCACAAGAUGCUCCUCCUGUGCGCAGGAUUCAGACAAUCUCACCUCAAAGAAAGAUCAAAUCCCCUAGCAGGAAAUGUAUCCUCGAUUUUGGCCAAAAUCUGGUUGGAUGGGUAGAGUGCAAACUCGACGGGCCUGCAGGUCGUGAAGUCAAGCUCGUCCAUACAGAGGUCCUCGAAAACGGCGAAUGUGCUACUGCACCUCUUCGUGAGGCGAAAUGUACAGAUACAAUUCUCUUAGCGGGAACUCCUCUCACCUAUGAGCCGCGUUUCACCUUUCACGGCUUUCGUUACGUCCAGGUUGAUGGUUACACUUACGACGAGGUGGACAUCAGUAACUUCACUGCCGUUAUCAUUCAUACAGAUAUGGCGCGAACGGGAUUUUUCGAAUGCUCAGAUCCGAUGCUCAAUAAGCUCCACGAGAAUGUUUUGUGGUCAAUGAAAGGCAACUUUCUAUCCGUGCCUACCGAUUGUCCGCAGAGAGAUGAGCGCCUUGGGUGGACUGGUGAUGUUCAAGCCUUUGCACCAACUGCAAGCUUCCUCUACAACACCAACGGCAUUCUCAAGACAUGGCUCCGCGGCCUUGCCCAUGAGCAGCAUGACGAUCCUGCCGGAGUUCCUCCAUUAUUCUCACCAAACGUAUGGAAGGGGUCGGCAAAUAUACCAGCCGCCAUCUGGGGUGAUUCAAUCAUCAACGUGCCCUGGGACCUCUAUCAAGCAUCCGGCGACACAACAUUGCUCCAAGGCCUCUAUCCACACAUGGUCGACUGGAUGACAAGAGGUGUAAAACGACACGAAAGUGGCCUGUGGGACCCUGAUCAUUCUCAGCUGGGCGAUUGGCUCGAGCCCACUGCACCUGCCGAUGACCCAGGCAAUGGACCAACCGACGAGGUCCUGGUGUCUGACGCAUUUCUCAUCCGAAUGACGGACCUCAUGUCCAGGAUCUCUCUGGUCAUAAGCGAAGCCAAUCAAGGCAGCUUCUACGCCAAGCAGGCGCAAGAUUUGCGAACACAGUUCUCGAAAAAGUAUAUCACCCAAGAAGGCAGAGUAGUGUCCGAUACUCAAACAGCGCUUGCACUAGCCAUUCAAUUCUCCCUUUUCCCAUCAGCCCACCAACUCGACACUGCAGCUGCGCGUCUUGUCCAUCUUAUCAAACGCAACUCCCGCUUUAAAAUCGCCACUGGCUUCGCCGGAACGCCUAUCCUCGGACAUGCGCUCAAUAAGAUCGGCCAGACCCAACUGUUCUAUCGCAUGCUAUUCCACCGCAAACCCCCAUCCUGGCUGUAUCCGAUCACCAUGGGUGCCACAACCAUCUGGGAGCGUUGGGACAGCAUGCUGCCCGAUGGGUCAUUGAACGCGUCUAGUAUGACGAGCUUUAACCACUAUGCACUCGGCGCUGUGGCAAAUUGGAUGCACGCCACCAUCGCGGGCAUUGCGCCGCUUGAACCGGGUUGGAAAAAGGUACGCAUUGCACCGGUUCCCGGUGCAACAUUGACUUCGUGCCGCGCGAGCUUCCGUGGUCCGUAUGGCGAGGUGUCGGUCGCCUGGGAGUUGCGGAAUGGCCGCAUGUUCCUACAAGCUCGAGUGCCGGGAAACACAUCGGCUGAGAUCACGUUGCCAGGCGAAGAGCCUAUCUUGGUGGGCGCUGGUAACCAUGAAUUUGAUGUCUCCUAUGCAAACCCAGAGUGGCCUCCUCUACCGAUCUAUCCGCCGUUUGUCCCGCACGAUGAUGACGAAGCCUAG